This is a messenger RNA of Alternaria arbusti, 1566 nucleotides long. RefSeq lists its product as uncharacterized. Bases 1 to 1566 code for a protein of 521 amino acids. Gene Ontology annotation, biological process: protein phosphorylation. The record is from RefSeq and is a predicted model, not a curated record. NCBI's taxonomy places the organism in Eukaryota, Fungi, Ascomycota, Dothideomycetes, Pleosporales, Pleosporaceae. The transcript is spliced from 4 exons. Gene Ontology annotation, molecular function: ATP binding; protein kinase activity.
AUGAUGUUCAAUCACUGCGAGUUCGAGGACGAUGAAGAGGUGUUUGAGGAAAAUCGUUUGCUAGGCGAAGGUAUGGUUGGCCUUGUCGAAGAAGUGACCGUCCGGUCCCGCGAGCCACCCAUUGUGUGUGUACGGAAGAAGAUCGCGAGGCCUAAACAGCUUAAAGCGCACCAACAAAUCAUGGCUGCUUUCAUCCGAGAAAUCAGAGUCAUGCGCCAAGUCAAUCAUCGCCAUUGUGUUCGCUUUCUUGGGAGUUAUACCGAUAAUGAGUCUGUCAAUAUUCUCUCAACACCUGUGGCAGAUAUGGAUCUUGCUGCCUUUCUGGAAAGGCCUAUCGGGGACCGGGAGUGGACUAUACUCUACAAGGGUAUUGACUGUCUCUGCAACGGGCUAUUAUAUCUUCAUCAGAACAAAAUUCGGCACGAAGAUCUGAAGCCGCAGAACAUUCUCGUUCAUGGCACCAACAUAUUGCUGACCGAUUUUGGAUUCAGCUUGGACUUCUCUGAUGACUCUGUUUCGACGACUACUGGACGCCCAUCGGCAUGGACCAUUCGAUACUCCGCACCAGAAGUUCUAGAUUCUGAGCCCCGCAAUCGAGCUAGCGACAUAUUCUCUCUUGGAUGUGUUCUGGUGGAGAUGAUUUCGGGACUUUACGGACACAACCUCUCCGAAGUCAAGGACUAUUGGAAGAAAACUAGUAACGGGCAAUCCAGUUUUGCACGCAACCCAGAGGCAACAUCCUCAUGGCUCGCACUACUGUCGGAUCAACCUGACAGCAGCAGGCUCGAACGCAUUGUCGAUUACCUGCCAGAACUCCUGGCCACAAGACGCCUUGAUCGACCGUCGGCUCAAACAGUCGUCGAUAGACUGUGGAACCUGUGCCUACUUUUUCCUGACCUUCCGCAUCUUGUCAAUCCCUGUUGCGGACCACCGCCAGGGUGGACAGACGAUAUUCAUCCUGAGCGCCUCAGAGGAAGUGGUUUGCCAAAAACGCGUGAUCCACAGUUUUGGUCAGAUCUUGAUAGUAACUUCAACGCUGUUGCAGCCACUGAAAUGACUUAUGUCGUACUGGACCAGAGUUUCAAGCAAGUCGCUGCCAAACAUAACUGUUAUAUGUACCUGCAUGAACGCCAGCUGGACGGGAAUACCCUUCGAUACAUCGAUGAUGUUGUCGCCAUUAAGCAAGCAUGCGCCAUGCUCUCCCUCAAGUCCGGUAUGACGCAAAAUCAGUCACAAAGCCGAACCGUUCAACCAACGAAUUUUAGCUACGAACAAGUGCUGCUGGAAAUGUUCCAGAAGUACGAGUCCCGGCAGGUCAUGUUCACAGCGCUAAGGACAAGAGUCCGGCCACCAAUGUACACAGAUGCUCCAGGUAUAUCCCGAAGACUCUCGAUGAUGUGGCAAAUGCGGACAAUCCAAAUCUCCAUGGUCUGUCACGAACAUCGCCUGGACGGCGAAACCUACCUCAAUUACGUCUUCUACGUGCUCGCAUUUCAUAUAGCCCAAGAAGGAUACGAGCCUUCGAUACUGGGUGCGCCUUUCGUGGAUCCAAGUAUCGCGACGUAG